Messenger RNA from Caenorhabditis sp. 36 PRJEB53466, 1980 nucleotides. The record is from the annotation of a GenBank genome assembly. NCBI's taxonomy places the organism in Eukaryota, Metazoa, Nematoda, Chromadorea, Rhabditida, Rhabditidae.
AUGCAACCAUUCUUCGUUCCGAACAUCUCCGACGAAAACGAUCCGAUCCAUUUCGAGUGCGACGACUCGUUCGACGCCAAUUCGGAGGUGCUCAAAUAUUUCGUUCAAUUUCUGUAUUUAUGCCUCGGCGCCUACCUCAACUCUGCCAUUCUCUACACACUUUUAAUCAAACAACGCGAGACCCUUCUGGCCAACUCGUUUUUCGUGCUUUUCGCGAUGGAUUCGGGCGUCGUACGUUUUUCGUUUGUCAAAAAUGUUGAAAUGUUUUAUUUGUUGCAGAGUCUGACGCUCAUCCUCACCGACGUUUGUUUCGCGCGUCUCUUCAUCUACUUCACGCCGCUGUGCCCGGCGCUGCGCGGCUACUUUGCCUCUCCGCUGCUCGCCUUCAAACUCGUCAUGAUCGUGAUCCACCACUCGAAGGUGUGCAAAUCGGUGCUGCAAUCGCUGCUCGUGCUCAACCGCAUGACGUGUGUCCUCGUGCCGAUCCGACACUCGGCCACGUGGCGCCGCUCGCUGCCCUAUCUCGUUCCGUUCGUCGUCCUCCUUCCGCUCACCGUCGACUGGAAUCUCGUCAUCUCGCGUGCGUACAUGAUGCCGACGUACGGAGGAUUUUGGGUGAAUUACAUUAAAAAAGUCGCCUGGGUUAGUUUCAUGGAUCGGAUGGCCUAGAAUCGGGUUUUUGAGUAUUUCUAGGCCACGCAGUCUCGAUUCCAACUCUUUUUCCUUCUGAUCGCCCUCGCUUUCACCGUCAUUUGCACUUCCGUCACUUUGUACACGCUCGUCAUGCUUCCCAAUCGACUCCGAGGCAUCGAACGGUCAAUUACCAUCGCCACUGCACUCAUUUCUGCCGCUUUCACUACGGUAGCUGUUUUUCCAGGUACGGGGGUGUAUUAAAGGUGGUGUCAACGUGACAUACAACAUAUUUUUAAAAUAAACUUCGAAGUGGGGCAUUCACUUUCCCGAAGUCCCGAAUUACGAAAAAAAUUCCCCGAUUUUUAAGAUUUUUUUCAAAAAAGUUAAUGGUACCGAGAGAAGUACACGGCGAAAUCGAAGAGCCGGCCUAGAUUUUUCUAGUCCCCGGAUGGAAUUCCCCUUUUUUUCGAUUUUUUUCUGUUUUCGUGCAAUUUUCUUAAAUUUUCAAUCGUUUUUUCACUGAGCACACAUAUUUGCAAUAUUUAAAAAAAUUUAUGAUUUUUUUUCUGUGCCGUGACGCCAAAAAAAUCGAUAAUCUGAAACUUUCAAAAAUUCAGCAAAAAUUCAGAAAUUCAGCCACUUUUUGUAAAAACUCUAUUUAUUUUUUUCAGCGCGCAAACCGAAGAUUGAGCGAAAAAAACCCGGAAAAAAACAACAAAAAAAGUUUCAGAUUAUCGAUUUUUUUGGCGUCACGGCACAGAUAAAAUUAUAAAUUUUUUUAAAUAUUGCAAAUAAGUGUGUUCAGUGGAAAAACGAUUGAAAAUUUAAGAAAAUUGCAUGAAAACGGAAAAAAUUCGGAAGAAAAGGGAAUUCCAUCCGGGGACUUGAAAAAUCUAGGCCGGCUCUUCCAUUUCGCCGUGUACUUCUCUCGGUACCAUUAACUUUUUUGAAAAAAAUCUUAAAAAUCGGGGAAUUUUUUUCGUAAUUCGGGACUUCGGGAAAGUGAAUGCCCCACUUCGAAGUUUAUUUUAAAAAUAUGUUGUAUGUCACGUUGGACACCACCUUUAAAUGAGUCUCAUCAUUUUUCAGAUCCUCUUCUCAUUCUUCUCCUACAACACGAUCGUCACUUCGAUAUUCGCCCUCAACAAUUUCGUCUACGAUUUUUUGAACGUCGGGUCGGUUGUGUUGCGCUCCCUUUAAACCUAGCGUAAUCUCCACAUUUUCAGAUCGCCAAUAGUAAUGCUCGGCGUCAGCAAAAGUGUUCGGCAAAGUGUUUUCAGUUGGAAAAAACGCGUGGAGCUCCGAAAUUCGCAGAUUUUUCCAGUCUCUGUCACCAGUACGAUAUAA